CAACAAUUGGUGGUAAAAGACAGUAUUAACAAGGUCAUUCUUUGAUUGUUUGUUUUAAUUUUAAACCAUUUUCCGUGUUUAAAUAUCCAACAGACUAAAUUAAUUGAUAUUUUGCUCAUUGUUCGCCCUGUCAUUCAGCAACCUCACCAAGGUGACUAAAGUGUCAUAAUCUUUCAAUAUUUCCUUCGUCAGUUUGUUAUUCAGUCUUUUUGCCAAUUACGAUUUAACCUUUCAUCAAUACUCAGUUUCAAUCUAGAUCAACCAGACUCAACAAGGAAUUGUCUAGUAAAUAAAGCAAAAUAAUUUCUCAUUAAUUGCGGAUUCUCAAGUUUAAAAAUCAUUUCAAUACUUUGAUCUUUUUCAACAAAAACAUUACAAUUUAAUGCUAACUGCUUGGUAUCUUCUGAGUCUCCUUAAAAAUUAAAGAUGCCUGCUAAAGUCAAUGGUUUGAGUCUUAUCAAAUUCCGUGGAGAAUCAGCUAAACACCUAGCAUUUCUUGGAGCUCUAUCAUCAGCUGUUGUUGCCGUCCUUGUUUAUAUGAAAUGGCCUCGAUGUUUAUUUAAGAGCAACAUGGUCGACGCAGCUACCCUUGAGAAGCUUGAAGCUGGUUUCAAGAAACUUCAAGAUGCUAAGGAUUGUAAAUCCCUUCUUAAAAAAUAUCUCACCAAAGAAGUUUUUGAUGCUCUAAAGACCAGGAAAACUGCCAUGGGAGCAACCUUACUUGAUAUUAUUCAAUCAGGAGUUGAAAAUUUGGACAGUGGAAUUGGUAUCUAUGCUCCAGAUGCCGAGUCUUACACUCUUUUCAAGGAAUUAUUCGAUCCAAUCAUUGAGGAUUACCAUGGUGGAUUCAAACCAACUGACAAACAUCCAGCAUCUGAUUGGGGUGAUAUUAAUACUUUGGUUGAUUUAGAUCCUGCAGGCAAAUAUGUUGUUUCAACUCGAGUUCGAUGUGGUCGUAGCCUUCAGGGUUACCCUUUCAAUCCUUGUCUUACUGAGGCUCAAUACAAAGAAAUGGAAGCAAAAGUUAGCUCAAUCUUAAAAGGAAUGGAAGGUGAUCUUAAAGGAACCUACUACCCAUUAACUGGUAUGGGCAAAGAGACCCAGCAACAGCUUAUUGAUGAUCAUUUCCUUUUCAAGGAAGGAGAUAGAUUCUUGCAAGCAGCUAACGCCUGUCGAUAUUGGCCAAGCGGAAGAGGUAUUUUCCAUAAUGAUGCUAAGAGUUUCUUGGUUUGGGUUAAUGAAGAGGAUCAUCUUCGCAUCAUCAGUAUGCAAAAAGGAGCUGAUCUUAAAACCAUCUUUGAUAGACUCAUCAGAGGUGUCAAGACUAUUGAGUCAAAUAUGCCAUUCAGCAGAGAUGACCGAGUUGGCUACUUAACCUUCUGUCCAACUAAUCUUGGAACCACAAUUAGAGCAAGUGUUCACAUCGCUUUACCUAAACUUGCUGCUGACAAGAAGAAGCUUGAUGAGAUUGCAGCUAAAUUCAAUUUACAAGUUCGAGGUACUCGAGGUGAACACACUGAAUCUGAAGGUGGUGUUUAUGACAUUUCAAACAAGAGACGAUUAGGAUUGACUGAAUACCAGGCUGUCAAGGAGAUGCAAGAUGGUAUUCUCGAGAUGAUCAAGAUUGAGGAAUCAAUGUAAUCAACUACAAAGUCACUUUCAUCAGACCUUAUUCAUUUAUGGUUCAUCAGAUAGGAUGGUUAACUCUCUCAGACUGACCUCAUGAACCAUAAUUUACUUCCGCUUUUUCGUUGAUUGUUCUAGGGCAAAAUCUUACCUAAAGGAAAUUCAAGUGGAGUUAAGUCUAGAUAUAAUAAGUAAUUAGUCAAAAGUAUCGAUAUAAAUAAGUUAAUAUCAUCAUCACCAGCUCAUAAUCAACUGCGCUUUUCUCUUCAACUCUAUUCUUUAAAGAAAAGAGCUAAAGAGCCAAUUUCUUGCCUUUAAAAUCAUCAAGCCACAUCAAAUACUUCUCAAAUUUCACAUCUUUAAAUUGGAAUCUGACAAAGAUACAAAACACAUGAAAAAUUAACCUUAAUCUAAUCACAAAACUUUCAAGAACAUACGGAAAGGUCAACUUACCUUAAAAUAUUAUUUCUCCGGUUGAUGUUAUUUUUUGUUGAAUUUUAUUUUACUUUUAGCCACCAAAUGAUUCAAAAAAUCAUGGCUGUUUCAUUUCCAUAGACAAUAUUGUUUAAGUUGUUGAGUUGUUGUUGCUGUUGAUGUUAUCCUUGAUUCGUUUCCAUCCAGUUGAUUUAAUUAUUAAAACCACUGUUAACUUCUUAUGUUAUCUGUUGAAACAAAUGAACUGGUUAAUCCUAAUUGAACUAUCAAUAAAUUAUUUAAAGUUAUGAUCAUUUCAAAAA
Tetranychus urticae (two-spotted spider mite) is the source of this 2363-nucleotide messenger RNA. Lineage: Eukaryota; Metazoa; Arthropoda; Arachnida; Trombidiformes; Tetranychidae. The record is from RefSeq and is a predicted model, not a curated record.